AUGACAACACAAUGGUUCUACAAUUGUACAUUACCAAGAUUUGGUCCAUUAUGUCAAUAUUCAUUGGAUAAUUACAUAUCUCAUUAUUCAACAUUAUAUGAAAUUAUUUAUGAUUUUUAUCAACAUGAAUAUAAUCCCAUAAAUUUGACAUGUUAUACGCAUUUAAAAUGCAAUCGAGGUUCUUCAUCGAUAUGUCUUGAUUGGACUGAAAUUUGCGAUGGAAUCAUUGAUUGUCAAGAUGGAACUGAUGAAGAAUUUUGUUGGCAACUUCAAUUUAACGAGUGUGAAGCAAAUGAAUUUCAAUGUACUAAUGGACAAUGUAUAUCCAAAAUAUUUUUGCAUGACGGUGGUAAUACUUUUGAAUGUCUUGAUCGAACAGAUGAAAUUUGGAAGGAUAUGACGUGGAAGAAUCCUUUAGCUUUCACGUUUCGCAAUGAACCAACAUUUGCCAGUGAAGAUAUCACAUGCCCCAAGCGCUAUAUCCUAGACAAUAUGAAAUGGACGAGUUCAUGUCUCUUCGAACGCAAUAAAAUACUCGAGAAGUUAUUGUUCAAUGAUACACCAAAUAGAGUAUCUGAUGAUUGCUGGAUGGCAGCUAAAUGCCAGUUGCGUAUUCUCGAUCGAUCCGAUCCAAGAUGUCUUAUUCAUUGUUCCAAUAGAAUAUGUACAGAAAUAAUUAAUCAAAGUUGUCCAGAUAUGCUACGGAUGCCAGCAGGCACAAUUGCCUUUGGUCAUAUAUUCUUUAUCUAUACUAAAAAAGAUAUGAUUAAUUCUCCUGCUCGAUCAAUACCACCCAGUUAUGUAUGCUACAAUGAUCAACUUUGUGAUGGAUUCCAUUCAAACAAACCAUUAAUUUCAUUUAAUAAUGCCACAUGUCGUCGUCCUGUAGAUUUUCCAUUAAAAUUAGAUGAUCUUUUCAAAUGUACAAUAAAAAAUAUCUGUAUUUCUUCAGCAUUGGUCGGAGAUAGUUGGUGUCAUUGUGGAUUAGGUCAAUAUAAUGCUUGUGAAGAUGAAGAUCUAAACAUUCAUUAUAUUAGAACACAUAUAUCAUUUACGACUAUUUGUGAUAGUUUUACAGAAUUAAUACCUGUUACUAUAAACGGACGAAAUGAAACAGAUGAAACAGAAUGUGAAUAUUGGAUAUGUAAUAAUACUUAUACACGAUGUGAUGGUUUUUGGAAUUGUUUUAAUGGAGCUGAUGAAGUUGAUUGUUAUUCAUCAUCAUUAUCAUUUAAUUGUCCAUAUCAACAUCAUCAUAUUUGUGUUUCACCUCAUACAAAUCAAUUUAUGUGUUUACCUCUUGAAAAAGCAAAUGAUGGUAAUAUUGAUUGUCUUGGUGGUACUGAUGAACCUAAAUUAUGUCGAUCAAAUGAUUAUCAACCUAGCGACAAAAAUUUUCAGUGCAUCAAUCACAGCGGCGAACUUUGUAUUGAACCCCUACAUUUAUGUUAUAAAAGUCAUUGCCAAGAUAGAACUGAUAUACAAUUUUGUGAUAACACUCGAGAUAUUCCCAUACACUCUACUAUUUGUAAUAAAAAGUAUGAAAAUAUUCGUUCUGAAGUUGAAAACUUCUUUUGUGCACGCCAACUCGAUACUAAUAAACCGCAAUUAGUAUAUUUCUCACUUGGUAAAUUGACGAACUCAGCUAACCAAAUGAUUCAACAAUAUACAAAUGAAAUGAUCUUACAAUCAUCCACCAGACAAAUGAUUAUCCAUCAGUAUGAGCAACGUUGUCAUCGUGGUCUUCCAUUACGAAUUUGGUUAAAUAUUGAUAAAAACUUGACUACUAUCGCAUGUCUUUGUCCACCUAGUUUCUAUGGUAGUAUGUGUCAAUAUCAAAAUCAACGUGUUAGUCUCACAUUACGAUUUCAAACAUUUUCGGAUUCUCGACGAACACUAUUUGCAUUAAUUAUUUUACUUAUUGAUGAUAGUAAUGAAAGAAUUAUUCAUUCCUAUCAACAACUUACUUAUCUUUAUAUUCGAGAUUGUCAAACUAAAUUUAAUAUUUAUUUACUUUAUUCAACUGGACCAAAAAAUCAAACAAAAAAUUAUUUCAUUCAUAUUGAUAUUUAUGAAAAAAUUUCAUUUACAUAUCAAAGAAGUUUUUUAAUUCCACUUAGAUAUUCAUUUUUACCUGUACAUCGUAUUGCUAUUCAACUUGAUAUUCCACGUGCACAUGAUAAAAAAGAAAAUUGUUUAGAUCAAUUAUGUAUACAUGGUCAAUGUAUUAGAUAUUUAAAUGAUAAUAGUUUUUGUCAAUGUUAUCGUGAAUGGACAGGAAAAU
Rotaria sordida is the source of this 2284-nucleotide messenger RNA. NCBI's taxonomy places the organism in Eukaryota, Metazoa, Rotifera, Eurotatoria, Philodinida, Philodinidae. The record is from the annotation of a GenBank genome assembly.